Eublepharis macularius is the source of this 3859-nucleotide messenger RNA. RefSeq names its product FAM20B glycosaminoglycan xylosylkinase (gene FAM20B). The transcript is spliced from 8 exons. Gene Ontology annotation, cellular component: Golgi apparatus. NCBI's taxonomy places the organism in Eukaryota, Metazoa, Chordata, Lepidosauria, Squamata, Eublepharidae. The record is from RefSeq and is a predicted model, not a curated record. The coding region runs from base 248 to 1477 and encodes 409 amino acids. Gene Ontology annotation, molecular function: phosphotransferase activity, alcohol group as acceptor. Gene Ontology annotation, biological process: protein phosphorylation.
AUGUUGGGUGAAAAACACAGUCCUAUUAAUAAUUGGGUGGUUCAUUACUAAUCACAAAAGAUGCAAAACUGGAUCUUCCACAGACAAGCAGCAGCAGUAAAAGAAGAUGCAUUUGCCACAAUGGGCUAGUUGGAGUAAAGGCUAUGAAUGAAAUCCAUCAAAUUCCACACUGCUGCUUGCCUCGCUUUGUAAGAGACUUCCUGUAGCCCUUGGAAGAGCUUAUCAGGAUUAGAGACUAUUUUCCACCAUGAAGUUGAAGCAGCGGGUGGUGCUUCUGGCAAUUCUCCUUGUCAUCUUUAUUUUCACCAAGGUUUUCCUCAUAGACAACUUGGACACCUCGGCAGCUAACCGUGAGGACCAGCGUGCUUUUCAUCGUAUGAUGGCAAGCCUGCGGGUGGAACUGGACCCCCGACUUGACCACACGCUGCAGUCUCCAUGGGAGAUUGCAGCCCAGUGGGUGGUGCCGCGUGAAGUGUAUCCGGAGGAGACUCCAGAACUGGGGGCAGUAAUGCAUGCCAUGGCUACAAAAAAGAUCAUCAAAGCAGAUGUGGGCUACAAGGGAACACAGCUGAAGGCAUUGCUCAUACUGGAAGGGGGACAGAAAGUAGUCUUCAAGCCUAAGAGAUAUGCCAGAGACUAUGUGGUAGAAGGGGAGCCGUAUGCUGGGUAUGACAGGCACAAUGCAGAAGUGGCAGCCUUCCAUCUUGACAGAAUCUUGGGUUUCCGGCGAGCCCCGAUGGUGGUUGGCAGGUUUGUGAAUCUCCGCACAGAAAUCAAACCCGUUGCCACGGAGCAGCUGCUCAGUACCUUCCUGACAUUAGGUAAUAAUACUUGCUUCUAUGGGAAGUGCUACUAUUGCCGGGAAACGGAACCAGCCUGCGCUGAUGGGAACACCAUGGAGGGUUCGGUCACGCUGUGGUUGCCAGAUGUUUGGCCUCUUCAGAAGCAUCGGCAUCCAUGGGGAAGGACCUACAGGGAGGGCAAAUUGGCCAGGUGGGAAUAUGAUGAGAGCUACUGUGAUGCUGUGAAGAAGACUUCGCCCUAUGACUCAGGACCACGGCUCCUUGACAUCAUAGAUACAGCCAUCUUUGAUUACUUGAUUGGCAAUGCUGAUCGACAUCAUUAUGAAAGCUUUCAGGAUGAUGAAGGGGCCAGCAUGCUUAUUCUCCUUGACAACGCCAAAAGUUUUGGGAACCCUUCCCUGGAUGAGAGAAGCAUCCUUGCACCCCUCUAUCAAUGCUGCAUCAUCCGUGUCUCCACUUGGAACAGGCUAAACUACCUAAAGAAUGGGGUGCUGAAGUCUGCCUUAAAAACUGCCAUGUCCCAUGACCCCAUCUCACCAGUGUUGUCCGCACCGCACAUGGACGCCUUGGACCAACGACUCCUGAACAUCCUGGCUACAAUAAAACAAUGUACAGACCAGUUUGGAUCAGACGUUGUGCUGGUGGAAGAUAGGAUGACACUCUCCCAUUUGUAGCUUUCAACAGAAGACAGUUGAGAUUCUUUCUUAAAACACAGACAAUAGAAAAACAGCACAAUGGGCGAUGUGUGGCUGUGACCAGAUUGAACUGGAAAUGAAACGCCUGAUUUCCCUGCGUUUGAGAAGAAAACAGCAGCUCGAAGUUCCUGCUGAAGACAUGGGACUUGCCCUUGGGUGGCCGUAUGGAACUUUUUUGGGAGGUCCAUUGCUGGCAGUGGAUAUUGCACCAAGAGCUUUCCUGGUAUCUAUGGAGAAAAGACCAGAAUUGGGACAUUAAAUCAGACUGGUUCUUGAGAGGGGCCAGGGUUGCCCUCACCUGCUCAAGAUAUAAUUUUUAAAAUAGUUUAGUCCAGUUCAGGGUUGUGAAGAAUUAGCUGGUUUGGAAUCAGUGAUGGCUCCUCUAAAUGAGCAGCAGCAAGAUAAGUACAGCUGUGGGAGAGGUUCCUUGGAAUCUCGCCUGGAGUGUGCACACAACCCCACCCAGGUGUCUUUCUAAUUUUUUGUGAGCCCUAUGAAAGCGUGUGUGACUGUAACUGUGCUGUUCAGCACAUUCCUUCAGUUCCAGGAUGCUGAGGAAAGAAACUACUUUAAGUUGUCACGGUGAUCAAGCUGAAAGGAGUCAGAAUUGUGUGAUAAUAGCAAACACCCAACCAGUUCUAAAGAUGACUUACAAAUUCUUCAUAAAGAUUACUAGGCAAGACAAGGGUUCUUGCUCUCUUUAAGUAAAUAAUAUUCCCUUGGUAGCUGCUAAUGCUUAAAAAAAAUCGGAUGCAGGUUCAGUUGAACCAAAUUGUCUUUCCAAUUAGGGGAAGAAGGAUUGAGUCUGUUAGGAGAAUAUAGAUAGUACUCUUCAUGAGACAAAUAGGAUUCGUUGCUGCACUUGGAAUAAUUUGAGUAUCCCAAACUUGAAAGGAUGGAAGAUUUUCUGACAAAUGUGUCACUUCUCAUGUGAAGUAGUCGUAGAUGCAGUGCUAUAGGAUAUAUCUUUGGUAUUGUAUCAUUGGUCAUAGCUGAACUCUCAACUUACACGGGGUCUUCAGAGGGCCUUUGUCAGCUGGUACACUGUUUUGUUUCAAACUCAAGCUGCUAUCUGCUGGCCUUGUGAGCAUGAGCCUGGAAUUGUAGCUUGCACUGAUUUUCAGAAAGCUUUAGGUGUCUCUGCUUGGAAGAAUAAACCUGACAGUUUGGGAAAGAACCUCUUUCCACAUCACUAGGAAGAAAUUUGUGGACGAUUAUCCUGUGUCUUAAUUUUAUUAUGGCCCAGUGCAUAUUCAGCUAGACUUUAUCAGAGGUCUCAGCUGGUCUUCUUUGAUAGAUAUUAAAACUGAUGUUUGGGACUCCUGUUAAGAACUUAAAAGAUCUUUAUCAGUCACCUUUCUAACAGAUGUUUACGUCAACUGGGCCAAAGGAUAAAAGCAUGUGCAAAAGAUUUUUAAAAACCAAGGCAGUGCCUUGGUCGACACAAAUAGAAUAAGGAUUCUUGCUUAUGUUUCAGCAACUUCCCCUGCCAUGGAGCAUUUUUAGACUUGUGUUUAUGCCAGUAACUCUUAAAAACGUUGCCUAAACAAACACUGAUGCCAUUGACAGACCAUGUUGGUAGCAAGCUAGCUGCUUGAACAAAAAGAACAUUAAUAAUUGAGCCAGUUUUUCUCAAGGUGGUUCAGCUAGGUAUUGGCCGUUACAACAGGAAUGACUAAGUAAUAGCUGCUACAGUGAGGGUCACUGGUUAGAAACAUCUUAGGGAAAGAUAAAAUAAAAAAUAUUAUCAGUUCAGUCAUUAAGGUGAGAUGUUUAUCAUCAAAAGCUGGCUAUUACGGCUAGUCUUACAUCCAGAACUGAUAGGCAGUGCUAGCGAGGGAAACGUCAUGCAGAUUUGGCUGAGGUUCUCAGGAUGUUCCCAUCUUCUCAUCAUUCAUACAGCGUGUCAAGUGGGCACCAGUGUAAACAACAAUAACCCCGGGUGGUUGAAAGAUGGUCAUUUCUUUGCUGCCCAGUCGUGGACAUCAGAGUAGCUUUGAAGCACCAGAGUGAGUUUAAAAGAGCCCUCUGUGUCUUUGUCUCAGUUGGUAAGCAAGCCAGAAGACAUCAUAUGAGCUUCUACUUUGGCAUCUGAUGAACUGGAAAUAUUUUGUAUCACACUCAUUUAAAAAAGACACUAAUUUAUUAAGAAAGUAACUUAUUUGUGUGGCAGCUGAAGCGGAAUGCUUUAAACUCGCACCUCUUUUUGGAGCUGCCAGAGGAUCGCCGGCAGCAGCAGCUACAAAAUGGAAGCUGUCAGCAGAAGAGAAUACAGUGUAAUCUCAGACAUGAUAUGUGUUUUCCCCAGAGUCAAACUCUGCAUAAAUAAACAUUAUGUGAAUAAAAAUUUUAAUAAACCAA